Ogataea philodendri is the source of this 1572-nucleotide messenger RNA. RefSeq lists its product as uncharacterized. The record is from RefSeq and is a predicted model, not a curated record. The coding region runs from base 1 to 1572 and encodes 523 amino acids. Lineage: Eukaryota; Fungi; Ascomycota; Pichiomycetes; Pichiales; Pichiaceae. The transcript has a single exon. Gene Ontology annotation, biological process: positive regulation of transcription by RNA polymerase II. Gene Ontology annotation, cellular component: nucleus. Gene Ontology annotation, molecular function: DNA-binding transcription factor activity; transcription cis-regulatory region binding.
AUGGUGCCGGGAGACCAGAGGCCCACCAAGGUGGCGCCCGUGGGCCCGCCCACAGUCAGUGUAUCCACGCCGGCCAGUAUUCCGACGCGCAACUCAAGUCUGUACGACCUCAAACUACUGCUGAACGACCCUCCUCCACCGCCUCCAUUGACCCCACAACUUACCACCUCUCUCCCCUCUACAAACGAUAAAAAGAGCUGGGACUUCACCAGCAUCGACUCCGAGGUCUCUGUGGAGAGCCCCGAGUUCGAAUACGCCACUCUGCGUGAGAGGCUGCGCGAUUACAUGUUUCUCAAUGCCAUUACUACAAGCCCCUCAUCUCCGAACCUGUCCACAGAUCUGAAUGGCAACAUGUCGAUCGACGCUCAGCUACUUAAUUGGACAAAGGCUAUCAACGAGUUCCAGCACACUUCGAGCUCUUCGGGCGACAACUACAGCGACGACAACAAACUCCUCUCGGCCGACGAGAAACUUGUACUACUGACUAGAUAUGUGACGGAGAUCGGGCCGUGGCUCGACAUGUUCGACCACCAAUGCUAUUUCACGUCGACGUUGUCGGUUAUGGCAGAGGACGAGUCGGUUUUGUACGCAAUUCUGACCAUCUCCAGUCGCCAGAGAGACAAACUACAGAACCACAAGCCGGGGUCCGAACUUACAUACGGACUUUACGAACGGUCGCUGGCGUCGCUGCUGCCAAAAGUGCGGCAGAUCCCGGAUGCCAGAGUGAUUGCGUCGUGCGUUAUCCUGUGCUGCUUUGAAAUGAUGGCGUCCGACCCGUCUGUUACCUGGAAAAAACACCUGCAAGGGUGUGCUGCUCUUUUCAGAGUUUCCGAGAUGCACGGGUUUUGUGGCAGGCUCCGCCAGGCUGUUUUCUGGUGCUUUGCGCGCAUGGACGUGAUGCACUCGAUCUCCGCCAAGACGUCGACUGUGAUACCGUGUGAAAGAUGGCUUCCACCGGGGUACUCGGUCAACAAGGCGAAAAACCUGUUUUUGCUCCCGCAGUCCAACCUCACAGCCGCACGUGACAUGUACGCGAACUACAUCGUUUUCCUGCUGGCUCGCGUGUGCGACACGGUGUACUCGACGGACAUCACGCCCGAGAGGUUCGAAUCCGAGUGGAUCCAGCUGUACACGGAGCUCGACCGGUGGUGGCAGGAACGGCCUGCAGAAAUGAAGCCAGUCGUGACUCAGUAUACGGAAAACUGUCCGUUCCCGAGCAUUUUGUUCUGCGUCACGCCUGCGAUUAGCGGUACGCAGAUGUUCCACACGGCGGUGAUUCUGCUGAUGAAGUUCAAGACCAGGGUGCUGCGGCCGCUACCGGUGAUCCAGACGGACCCGGUGAUGCGCAAGAGUCUGAUCUGGCACGCCAAGUGCGUAGUGGGGAUCAGUCUCGCCAACGGCCACCACGGCUGUUUGAACAACGCACUGCAGCCUAUCUGGGUUGCAGGCAAGUUCAUGAGUAGCAAGGAAGAGCAGCAGGUCAUUGUGGACCUUUUGCAGAAAAUAGAAGACACUACAGGCUGGUCCACCGGCUGGCGUAUCCAGGACUUACGGGAUCAUUGGAGUGAAUAG